Molecule: messenger RNA, 11576 nt
Organism: Nyctereutes procyonoides (raccoon dog)
Lineage: Eukaryota; Metazoa; Chordata; Mammalia; Carnivora; Canidae
Gene: CDK6
Product: cyclin dependent kinase 6
Exons: 8
Coding region: 524-1504 (326 amino acids)
Biological process (GO): signal transduction; regulation of G2/M transition of mitotic cell cycle; protein phosphorylation
Cellular component (GO): cyclin-dependent protein kinase holoenzyme complex; cytoplasm; nucleus
Molecular function (GO): cyclin-dependent protein serine/threonine kinase activity; cyclin binding; ATP binding
Source: RefSeq, a predicted model, not a curated record
UCCCCGAGGGGCCCCUGCAACCUCUCUGCGCGAAGACGGCUCCAGCUCUGCAGGGAAAGAAAAGUAACUUCGCUUUUCUCGGAGGAACCAGGAAGGAUUAAGCAGCCUGGGAGAGGGCAGGAGCGCGCCGAGGGUGGAAGGCUUGUGGACUGAGACGCGCAGGGCUGGAGACUAUGUAAUCGCUUCGGUGUCUGUGCAGAGGACUGCGCUUCGGGGAGGGAAGAGGAGGGAUCGGCUCGCUCCUUGGCGACUCGGCAGGCGGAGUUUCGCGGCGGCACCGGGGUUGCGCCCGCCCGCGGGGAGGUCGCUCCAUCCAGCCCCAGCGGCCGCGAGAACCCGAGCGCCGAGCGCGGUAGUCGGCGGGGGCGAGGGCGAGGGCGAGGGCGAGGGCGAGCGAGACCGAGCUCCGGGGCGCGAGGGAGCGGGCCCGGGAGUCCCGGAGCAGGCGAGCGGCGGCCGCGAGCGAGCCGAGCGCGCCCCCCGCCCGCCCCAGCGGUGCCGCGCCGGGCGGCGUCCGGGCGGCAUGGAGAAGGACGGCCUGAGCCGCGCGGACCAGCAGUACGAGUGCGUGGCGGAGAUCGGGGAGGGUGCCUACGGGAAGGUGUUCAAGGCCCGGGACCUGAAGAACGGAGGCCGUUUCGUGGCGCUGAAGCGCGUGCGGGUGCAGACGGGCGAGGAGGGCAUGCCGCUCUCCACCAUCCGCGAGGUGGCGGUGCUGAGGCACCUGGAGACCUUCGAGCACCCCAACGUGGUCAGAUUGUUUGAUGUAUGCACAGUGUCACGAACAGACAGAGAAACGAAACUAACAUUAGUGUUUGAACAUGUUGAUCAAGACUUGACCACUUAUUUGGAUAAAGUCCCAGAGCCGGGAGUGCCCACUGAAACCAUAAAGGAUAUGAUGUUUCAGCUUCUCCGAGGCCUGGACUUUCUUCAUUCUCACCGAGUAGUGCAUCGCGAUUUAAAACCACAGAACAUUUUAGUGACCAGCAGUGGACAAAUAAAACUGGCUGACUUCGGCCUUGCCCGCAUCUACAGUUUUCAGAUGGCUCUUACUUCAGUGGUCGUCACACUGUGGUACAGAGCUCCAGAAGUCCUGCUUCAGUCCAGCUAUGCCACCCCUGUGGACCUCUGGAGUGUUGGCUGCAUAUUUGCAGAAAUGUUUCGUAGAAAGCCUCUUUUUCGUGGAAGUUCAGAUGUCGAUCAACUUGGAAAAAUCUUGGACGUAAUUGGACUCCCAGGUGAAGAGGACUGGCCUAGAGAUGUCGCCCUACCCAGGCAGGCUUUCCACUCAAAAUCUCCUCAACCGAUUGAGAAGUUUGUGACAGACAUUGAUGAACAAGGCAAAGACCUCCUUUUGAAGUGCUUAACAUUUAAUCCAGCCAAAAGAAUAUCUGCCUACAGUGCCCUGUCUCACCCAUACUUCCAUGACCUGGAGAGGUGCAAGGAAAACUUGGAUUCCCAUCUGCCGCCCAGCCAGAACAGCUCAGAGAUGAACACAGCCUGAGGUCCCAACUGCCACCUUGAGCUGAUCACCCGAAGAACACCCGUGGGGGCUGAUGCCAUUCCCCCCCACCCCCACACUUGAGUAAGCCCUGGCAGAGCUGCUGAGGAUCACUGGCUGGGGACCUUCUAGUGGCCAUCUUCUGGACGGGCUCUGCUUCUCCAUGGAAACCGCCUAGUUUACUGUUUUGAAAUCAAUGCAAGAAUGAUUGCAGCUUUAUGUUCAUUGUUUGUUUGUCUGUCUGUUUGUUUGUUUCAAGAACCUGGAAAAAUUCCAGAAGAAGAGAAGCUGCUGACCAAUUGUGCUGCCAUUUCAUUUUUCUAACCUUGAAUGCUGCCAGUGUGAAGUGAGCAAUCCAGGCACAGCUGAGUUAUGAUGUAAUCUCACUGCAGCUGCCCGAGCCUGAUUCGGUACUUUUGAGCGAGAGUGUGUGUGUGUCUGUGUGUGUGUGUGUGUGUGUGUGUGUGUGUGUGUGAUUCUUGAGCUCUUAAAGUGUUACUUUCUAUAAACAAGAAGAAUAAUUGAAUUUUAAAGACUCAAAGUGACCUAUAAAUAACUGGUGUCUGUUGACUAAAGGUGACUUACCAGAAUGGGCUUCUCGAAUUAGAAAGUUGAACCAAUGUCCUCAGAAUCUCUUUUAUGGCCAAAAGUAGUAAAUUUGCUAGCAGUAAAAGAUUCACUAUCUAGAUGAAGUUUUAUACACACAACAAAAGGAAAAAAAAGGCUAGUGUCUUUUAAGAGACAUGUCUUUUAAAGCAUAACAUUCUGUUUACUCUUCAAAAAGCUGAAUUUACUCCUUAUAAGUCCAUUUUAACCUGUAUUAUAUGCUUUAUUGUGUCUUUUAAAAGAUACCCUAUAAGCUUUUUCUUACUUACUAUAGAUUUAGGGAGUACACCUCAAAUAGGUAAAAUUGUCAAAAAAAAUUUAGAGAAAGCCUUUAUUUCCUGAUUUAAAAUCUAUUUCCUUUUUAGGUUUUGUUGUUACUUUAUUUUGGUUUUGAUUUUAGGAAUUUGUCAGAAACUGUUUUCUGUUCUGAUCUGGAUAGUAGUUCUGACUAGAGACAGGAAUACCAUUUAACUUUUCUCUAUUACACUGUACUUUUUCUACCAUGCACUGCCUUGUUUGCAAAGUAUCCAUCUUAUCUAUCCCCCAGGGCCUCUAAUAUACAUUACUACCAUUAAAUAACUAUUAACAGAUUGCUUAAACUUUUCCCAUGCAUCUCUUUCUUGCUUUCUUUCAAUGAACCUUUUGUAAAUAGUCAGAUUGUGGCUUAUGGCUCCAGUUGUGUGAUCCUAACAGGGUCCUGAAUGUUCUUGCUCUGAUGCGAUCUUCUUACCUAGCAUUCAUUGUUGUUACCUAAGCAGUGAGUAGAGGACUGGUUCUUCUCUAUCACCAGCACAUAGAUUACUUUAAACUGUUACUUAGUGUUUUAUGAUUUCUUAGAAUAUGUUGUCAGUGAAGAAUCAGAGGGGAAUAUCUUUAACUAUUUUUUAGAAAUAUAUAUAUUUUACUCUAUAAAAUGAUCUUUUCUCCAUCCCAAGGCUCUGCUUGUUUCUAGUGCCUUGUGCAUACUCCUGCUCUCUGCAGAGCCAGCCUGACCUGGGCAUUGUGAACAGCUUUAUUUUUGUUUCUUGCCAUUUUCUCUACUGUUCUUUAUAUUCCAUGUCAUCUCUGCCUUAUAUGUGGUCAGUGCUCAAAGACACAGAGAUUAAGUAUCUUUUUGGAAAUUUAGCUGUCUUUGCUCUCUGACUCAUAUUUUCAGUGCAUGCAAGAGUUAGACCAUGUUUAGAGUUAGGGUUUUCAAAGAAUGAACAUUGCCUCCCUCAGUAGAAAAUGUUCCAGAUGAUGUUUAUAUAUCGUCGAGCCUUACUGAAUCCUUCAUAGCUCAAUACUCUAUACUACCAUCUGGAACAAGAGAAAAAUUAGGAGACUUUUCUACUUGCAAGCUUUUUGGGUUGGGAAUUACUCUUUUUUUUAAUAUAUAUAUUGUUUAACAUUUUUCUAACCCAGUAACUUGAAGAGCAAGAAGAUUUGUCUAAAGCCAGAUAGGAAUGAGAAGAUGGGCCAUAAGAAUGCGUAACGCUUUUCUUCAUUGUUGACAACAUUGAUUAUGUUUUGUCAUCACUGUAAAUGCUUGAGAUAUAAUGAAUCCAGAGCAUUUGGGGCAAUGUCUCCCUGGAACAGUGAAUAUACUGCCUUAACUUUGAUCAGGGGUCAAAAUACAAAGACAUUUUUGCUGGGGCCUAGAAAUUGAAUUUUUAAACUCACUGCACUGAUUCAUCAUGUGCUUUUUAGUUAGUAUCCAUGGUUAGAGUGGACAUAACUUGCAUUCUUGCUUUUUUUAAGUUUUUCAUAAGUUCUCUCAAGAAAAAUGCAGCUGUUCUAAACUGGAAUUUUUCAGCAUUCUUGAGAAUUUUAAACAAGUGGAACACUCCACUUUAUUUCUAGCAUAUGCUUUAGGUUCAUUUCUAAGUAGUGUUUAUGAAGAAAACUUAAAGCACAAACAUUUCAGCAUUGGAUACUUGGCAAAUUAUCCUUGGAGAGGCAGCAGGAGGAGGGCACCUCGGUCUCUCUGAACUUAGGAGUCUGACCCCAGAUCUUCCAUCUGUGGUUCUUGGAGUUGAGUGAUUCCCCUCUUUUAAAUCUGGGCUCACCAGUUCUGAAAUUCAGAUCCCACACAAGCACCCUUGCCAUUAGGGCACUUGGAAGCAUACAGCCGCAUAGGAGUUUACUGAAUACAGCUUAUUCUUCUGUGACGUAUGGUUUCAAACAUUUUUGCCAAAAGCCAAGCAGUGGUUAGCUGAAAAAGUCAUACUGCCCCAGGAUUAUACUGAAGCAGCUAUAAGCAGUAAAAAUAUGAUGUCAGAUUGAAAAUCACGUUUGCAUUUCUUACUGAGGACUGGUCCUGGAAUGUGCCUGAUAGUUUCUAUAUGAUAGCUGUUCUGGUGGCCCAGGCAUUUUGAAAACUGUUGUGUGGAGUAGAGUUCUAACCAUCCCUAUUAAGAAUAAAAGAGAAACCUGUCCAUUUCAGCAUCAUAAGCUAUCAUGGCAAAGGUAAAAAGGCCCCAGUUUUAUAACCUUAAAAACAGAAUUUCCAAGAGCUUGUAAGAACCCGGUGUGUUGGCCCCUCCCACUUUGUCUCUCCUUUAAAGUAGAUAGAAACCCAAGAAGCAAAGAACCUGUUUUGGACAGGAGCUCCGAACCAUUUCAUCCCUCUGUGUUCUCAUGAUUUUCUCUCAGGAAUCACACACUAGAACAGCACACUUUUCAUUUAGCCCAACGUGUGUUACUAAAAAUAGCUCAAAGUAUUUACCUAAGCAUAGAAUUUCAUCUUCUUUGUUUUAAGUAAAAAGGAAAAUUUUGGAACACAUGGGAUAUCUUAAAGAAAAUUUGUACCUCUUUACUGGAGGUUUAUCAUUGGACUCCAGAAUGCGGUACUAUCCAUCCCAAUGAAAAAAACCUAAAUAGUACCAAACGUUUUGAACUUUAAAUUAUGUAUUAAAGUUGAGCUUUUAACUAUAGCUGCUUCUCUUAAAAAGUGGUGUCUAUUAAAGUCAAUAAUGGCAAUCCUCAUUCCAUUAUGAAAAUUAAAAUCAUGUAAGCUUCCUAAUAGCACAAACUAAAUAUUAAAAUUCUUCUCUUCAAAGAAUCACUUCUUUUAAAUGACAACUGGACUGUUUUUAUGAUAAGUACAAGAGAGAGUGUCUCACAUUUUUCAAAAGCAGGCUUUUGUUGCAUAGUUCGGUCUAGGAAAGAAUAACAUUAAGUUAAUAAGCCACUGUAAUUACUUAAUUAUGUUGGUACAGAAACUAUAGAAUAUUUACCUUGGAAAGAAAAUGUUGAGACAUUAGAAAUCCUUAGGUAUUGGCAGAAUUCAAAAGAAUGCAUUUUUACAUUGUGACACAUAGAAACAGUGUAUUUUAUAAAAAUAAAGAUGUGGUGUGAUUUCUAAACCUUUUAAAAGUUCUAAAACAGUGGACAACGGAUAGAGGAAAUUCAGGAGAAAAAUGAAGGUAUUUCAAAGAAGGAUAGUUUCAAAGUUAGAUAUAUUUUGAAGGAUAUAUAUUUAUUAACAAAUAUAUUGUAAGAAUCUAUAUUAAAGUCACCUUGCAACUGAAAUUGGUACAUUCAAAAAUAUGUUUAAUGGAAAAGCUGUUCCAAGCAGUUGCCAUUUCAAAGGGUGGCCUGAGCACACUAAACCAUCUGUAUUCCUUUCUUAUUUCAUGAGAGGAAGCAGCUACAUGAAGCUACACUCAUUAUGCAAGCCUAAGAAUGUUCACUGUUAAGAGAAAUAAUAAUGCGUUUUUAAAAGGCAUAUAUUUCCUAUGCCACCAGAAUUUUUUGGAAAAUUGUGAAGCCCAAAUCAUGUGCAUUCAAUACAUUCAGAUAUUAGAAACAUAGCUACAUGCUCCUUCUCCACCAUGGAAACACUUCUUGAGGCUACCAAAAACCUGUUGAGCAAUGUAAGCCCCCAGAUAUUGAAUAGUGGUGUUUUCCUCAAAAGCACAAGAAAAUAGCAUUUUCACUUAUCAAUGCAAUUUUCAACCUAGUUGUGUUACAUACCUAUAUCUCAAGCAUUUCUAACUUGUACUUUUUCAGAAAAUAAACCAACAUAUUCCUUUGGCCUUUUCUACCAUCUGAUGUUUGUAUACAACAGAAAUGGAAAAGGAGGAGUCUGAUUUUUCAAUGUUUUCCUUUUUCUCAAUUAGUUUCUGUUGGUUUUAAUGAAGUACGAAUCAGCUUUUCAAAAUGUUUUGUAUUUCUUAGCAUUCCCGGGGAGUUUAGAUAAAUGAAUGAACUUCCAUUGACAUAUUUAUGUUUCCUUGAUACUGGUGCUCUGGCCUUUAAGAGGAAAACAGAAGCCUCUUGAAAAUUAAUACAGGCUUUUUUCAAGCAUCUACAUAAAUGUUUUUACAGUAAUUUGAAGGUUAUAGGGUAGGAAAGGGAGAUGAUUUUUCUUGCAAAUGCCCGUUUUAAAAUUCACUGUACUGUUUCAUUCUUGUUUUAUUCCAUUAUACUCCACAAGGUGGCACUUUUGGGGGGGAGGGGGGAGGGGAACAAUCUGAGCAAGGCUAAAGAGGUACUUCUGAAGACUUGGUUCUAACUUUAUUUUUCUGUAUAUUCUACUCUUGCUUAGCCCUUGUUUGUCAGAAUGAUUAAUAAUCUUCAUAACAUUCUGGAACCUCAAUAUUUUAGCUGUUAGCUAGGUUCUGAACAAUUGUCUGCAAGUAAGUUCUUCUUGAGAGUGAAGAAUACACCCAUUUUGAUCAUUUAAGCGCAUACAGAAAGCCAAGCCAAGGCAUGGUAUUUUUCAAGAAGCAUUUUUUUUUUUGAGGUCCCUAAUUACCUUACUGUUGCAGGUGCAGAAGCUACAAAGAUGGACAGGCUUACUCGUUAAAAGGCAACACGCAUCUGUGACUGGGAUAGUUUUGUUAGGAGUGUAAAAACUCCUCCAAGUGGCCUCAGCCAAAAUACCUAUGCCUCUGUUUGCUCUUUUCACAUUUCCUCCUAUGAUGGCCUUUAGACAUUGAUUAAAAUUGUAAAUCCUCAUUUAAAAAUCAGAUGAGUAGCAUAAGUAACAUUGGUGUUUAAGGAGACAAAACUAUUGUUUUCUGAAGAACUGCCAUGCCAAAAAACAGAGCCCUUAAAUUCUAAAAGACCCGGUAAUAUUUUUUUUUUUUUUACAUCUGUGUGAUCACAAGUGUAAAUUCACAAGAAACUCUAAUUUAAAAAAAAAAAAAAACCCUCUCCCAGCAUAUGAACAUAAUAAUCCAGGAGGAGCAUAUUUGCAUAAAUCUUUAAUUUCUCCACUUGGGACGUUCUUUGGCAGCUCUCUCUAUCUCCAUACACCUGUGUUUUAGUUCGCAGGUCUGCUCAGAGACUCACUGUCCCCCCGACCCCGAGAUGAUUUUAGUUAAUUUCAGAAGUCCCUUUGCUAAGUGUUACAGAAACUGAGGAGGAAGGCCAGCGCAGAACUUUUCCGUUCCUUAGCUCGGCACCACCGAAGGCAGCUCACCCCUCCCGAGUGGCAGAAGCCAACGGCACCCGCUUCACUUCCCGCAGAGUAGCCGGCAGGCAAGUCUCCCCACGUCCUGCUGCUGCAGGUACCGCGCGCUCCAGGGGCGGCGGGGGCGCCCGGGGAGCCCGGCCUCGUCCCUCGGCCAAAACCGCCCCCGUAGGAGGUUCCAGCCAAGCCCCUAAAUGGAAGGCCGAAUUCGGACCUCGCGUUGGUUGCCCGUUGGGCCGGCCUGAAAACCUGGGGCGGGGCCGCCUGGGGCCCGCCCGCCGCCCACCUGUCCGAGGUCCCGAGCCCUGCUGCUGUCUCAGAGGCAUCUGUUCCGCGCUCUUAGGAAGCCAAACGUCCCUAGAAGCAAACGGGUGUCUUCUGUGCAUAAAUAAGUACAACACAAUUCUUUGAAAGUUCGGGUAUAAAGAGAUGCUGCUCUGUAUGAAGCGUCUACCAGGCAUCUCUCAAGCUCUAAGCUCAGCUUUUUUUUUUUUUUUUUAAAGAGAAGAUGUAUAAUUACAGGAAAGAUUUUUUAUUUUUUUAUUUUCUAUCAUUCUACAUAUAUGAUGGCAGAAGAUACGUGUGGAGAAGUUUUGUUUUGAAAAUUUUGAAAUUUAUUUUCCGCUUCGGCGAAAGCUCCUCUUUAGUUUCUAAUUUCUUCCUUUUCUUUUCUUUUUUUUUUUUUUUUUCUUUGUCAAAUAGUUAAAGAUAUGCAAGCAAAUUAUCUCCCGGAGUAGGAGAUUUUCCUGUUUAGAGGAUCUUUUGUGUGAAUUGUUUCAUCAAGCAAAUAACCCUUUCUCUACUUUAGGAGUUUGGAUUGUCAAGUAUAGGUUUCCUUAAUUAAGGGGGCACAUAACUGUACAUAUUGCUAUAAAGAACUAUGACUGUAGCACUAAUGAGCAAGCAUAGAGCCACACACAGUUAUUUAAUUUCUAAAGCUCUGUGGUUUCUGGCCAAAUUCCAUUGGCAUGCUUAGGUUACAGUCCUGAAGAUACCCGUGGUACCCUUAACUUGAAAAAUUCUAAUCUUAGGUGUUUUGAAAUGCAAUAAUAUGUAUUAGCUAGCAAUAUUGCUGUGAUCACCAGCAACUCCUAAUUUAACCUCGAAGUCUCUGAAUAAUGAAAAUAGAUCCCAGCAGUAAUACAUUUCUUGAACUGCCCCCCAACUACAUUACAUAGCUUCUCAUUUUGGUCCUGUGUUUGCAACAGCUACACGUGAAUAUUACAAUGCCUCACUUACUUUUGUAUUCAUGUGUUUUACUAUGACCAGUAAUAAAUAUAUUAGUUAGUACAUGGAAUGAAUAGCAACUACCCCUAGAGUCAGCACUUAACAAGUUGGGGAAUUUCUAUUUCAAGUUGUUCUACACUUGCAUAAAUUAUUUCUAUUGUUAUUCAUGUAUGUUAUUUAUUUCUGAAUCACACUAGUCCUGUGAAAGUACAACUGAAAGGAGAUGGCAUUAGGAUUUGCAUUUAGUGUUUAUUAUCAUGGUCUUGAUGGAGCUAAGUAAAUUAAAAUUAGACUAAGCCCCCAGAUAAGCUGCAUGCAUUUUAAUAUGAUGGGUAGAAUUUAAGUCUGUAGGUGUAGUAUUUUUGUGUCUAGGUGUUUUAUCAUUACCUAAAGGAAUUAAAGCAAAGGACUUUGUAGUUCUUUUGUCAAGUAUCCAUAUAGUAUAGUGUGAAAAUACAGAAAAAAUUAAAACCAGAUAGAAAAGCAUCAGAAUCUGCCUUAAUUUAGGAACUCCGCCAGACGGCCACCAGAGUAGAAGCCAGGCAGAGACAGGUGCCUGGGUGGUGCCUCCUCUUUCUGGCCUUGAGAAGAAGCUUCCUUCCUGCGAUCACGUGCCUUCAUAGGUGUCAUGUGCAGUAGUGGGAACAGGUCGUACUGUUGCAAGAACAGGGUGAGAGUUUUCUGUAGAAGCAAACUGUCAGCUUGUGCCUUGGGGCUUCCAGAAUGUGUGAGAUGGAGAAAUUCAAGUUUCUGUGCUUCAAGCAACUGAGUUUUGUACAGAAGCAAUUCAGUCUGGUAAUAAAAACAAAGAUUGCAUGUACAGUACUCAACAAUGGCUUUUAACAACCAACAGUUCCCAACACCUCAGAAGCUUGUUGCAUUUCUGGUAUUUUAGGUUUUGAUCUGAAGGCUAAUUGGCAAGUGUUUGGUAUAGAAGAACAGGAUGUGUUAAGAAAAGCACAAUAUUGGUUCCCAUAGAGUGCAAAUUAGAACUAGAGGGUUUUAUGGGAUUUUCAUGUCAGAGAUGUGUAAAUGCAUGUUCUCACUGUAGAAUGUAUUAGUAUAGUGUUUCUGCAUUCCCAUAGGACUUAGUUAAAACUUUAUUCCAGGUUUUCAGCAAGGCUGUCAUACCCAGUAAGCUUUUUCGUUCGUUUGUUUUUGGGACUUACUCUUAUAAUAGAAAAUGUGUUAAACGUAGAAAAAAAAAUCGUAACUUGGACAUUUGACUUGUUGGUUUCUGUGUUUGAAAUCACGGUUCUGGAGAUGUAGAGACUGUGCAUGUGCAUGUCAGAUACUAAUCUAGGCUGUGUGAACCAGCCGAGAUCACCAAUGUCCUCCCAUCCUCUGUAUCCUGUCUCCAUCCAGGCCCGUCUGCGUGGUGCUCUUUAUCCUCCUGGCCGCCCUUUGGCCGUUGGGGCCAGGUGAGAGAGAUGCUGUAGGCAUCACAGGUGUGCCUGCUCAGGCUUGGCCGCCACUUCUACUUGACCUUUGGCUGGGCACAGAGUGUGCCCGCAACACCAAUCACAAAUGCCCUCUAGCCUGUUCGUGUGCAUCUUGAUUUUAAAACCAUGUCUUUCUACGGAGCAUUCAAUUUUCGGCUGUGGUACAAAGAGAAAAACUAAACAAGCCUAAAAACCACAUUCCAGGCUGCUGUUUUCUAUCCAUCCACAGGCCAUAGUUUUACUGUAUUUCUUCAUACUUGAAACUCAUUCUGCUAUUUUAAUAUCAGGGUACAGACAUAUAAGGGUGCAUGUUCCUUAAAGGUGCAAAAUUACUCUCAUUCCGUUUGCUCGAAUUGCUACAGAAUGCUGUUUUGGUGCUUUGGGUUGAGCAGGUCAAAGAAGCAGUGUGGAAAAUCACUGCCUGGAACACAGUCUUACAAGAACGUUGGCAGAUGGCUUGGUAGUAGAUGUUGCUUCUGCUCUUUUCUCCAUACACAGCUUGAGAUUACCACCCUAGCUUGUCAGGUUCAUCUGAGUAUCCUUUCUCACAGAGUGCCAAACCCUGUGCCCCCCCCAAAAAAUGGGGGUGCAGUGCAGCUCUCUGAAAGCAGAGGCCUUCCUAAGUGCCAGAUCAUUUAGCCCCCAAAGAAAAAUGGCCGUGGGUGUAGACAGGAGCAGAAUGGGAAGGGCUCUCUCACUCUAGUGACCAUCCCUCCACGCUGUACAGAAAGCUCUGUACGGGGGGAAGAAAAAGAAUAAAAAAAAAAAAAAGCUUAACUGCAAAGUUACCCCCUUCAUAGCACCCUGAGCUAAAUGAUCUUGCUUCUUUCCCUUUAGGUAGAUGAAAAUACAGGUCAGUUUAUCUAGACUCUUCCCACCGGAAGAGGAAAUUAGAAAAGUAGGUUAUUUGUAUCUUGUAAAAUAUGUAAUCCAAGGACUACCAAAAUUUACAUUAAAUCCCCCAUCAGUAGCAAUCUGUUUUAAAAAGUAGCUCAAGUUAAAGAUGCUCUGACCUGAACUGCCCGAGGUCAGGGGCAGCCGUUCUAGCACGCUCACUCUGGGACUCCUUGGGAGAGCGACAACUACCAAUGUUGACUUUGUUGCAGUGGCAAAGAUAGCAUGUCAGACGAUUCAGAGGGUUGCAGAUCACAAAUCCUUUGGAAACUGGAUGUCUUACUGGGUGCUAGAAUGCAAAUUUAGGUAUUUAUUGUUGGAUAAUGGAAUUCAUUGUUUUUUAAGAAUUAGUGUUGAAAUGUCACUGUCCAGUUCAUUGUUUUCACUUAUGCACAAGCUAAAUUGAAGCAACAUGACAAUGGUUUGUAUAUUUGUCAUACCUUUUGUAUUUCUUACAAUAAAAAUAUUGGUAGCAAAUAAAAAUAAUAAAAACACCAAUCUUGGA